Molecule: messenger RNA, 1453 nt
Organism: Marmota flaviventris (yellow-bellied marmot)
Lineage: Eukaryota; Metazoa; Chordata; Mammalia; Rodentia; Sciuridae
Source: RefSeq, a predicted model, not a curated record
GGCCUGAGGGAGCUGGAGACCCCAAGAGUGCCCGGGGUUCAGGGGAAGGAAGGCUCCCCUGUCUCCUGUCGGCUGGUGGAACCUUGGCCACUUCCUGCGCAGCUUGGGGUCCAGGCACGUCUUUCGGCCCCUCUGCUGCCGCUGCCAUAGUGGGUAGGGGGUAGUGCCAGGAUGAGGACUGCAGGAAAGCACCCUUCCAGGCCUGGGGGUGGGGAGGGCAGCUCUGAAAGGGUCAGUGAAAGGGUCCUCUGGGGUUUGACCCCAUUUUUUCCACAUCUCUAAGGCUGUGGUGGACAGUGGACAGCCUCUGAAGUGUCCCUGGGGCCUGGAGGGGGUAGUGCAGGAUGGGAAGGGGGAAGGGGGCUCUCAGGAAGCCCCAGGUGACUUCCUGUCCGGUCACACCCACCAUCAGCCAGCCAUGUGUGCUGAGGGGCUGGCCCCCCGGAGGUGGAGACUGAAUUGGACAAAGCCCAGGCUCCUGGCCUGGAGCUGGCUGAGGGUGGAGGUCAGAAGAGAAGUGGGAGAAGGAGGAGACUCGGGCUGGCUGCUGAGAGGCUGGCUCACUGUCCACCCAGAUGAGAAGAACUGUUCUGACUGUAUAUGUGUCAAGUCCGAAUUCCACUGCGGGGACCCUGGAUGCCAGACCUGUACACACCACCCCUGCCCUCCAGGCCAGGAAGCAGUGCCUGAAGGGAAGUUCAAGUUCGGCUUCAGGUGUGUGGACUGCGCUGUGGGGACCUUCUCCAGUGGCCACGAGGGCCGCUGCAGACCUUGGACAGACUGCGACCAGUUUGGUUUUCUCACCAUGUUCCAUGGGAACAAAACUCACAAUGCUGUAUGCUUCCUGGGGUCUCUGCCCGCUGAGCCACAUGGCCAGCUGACCAUCCUCCUCGUGGCCAUGGCCACCUGCAUCCUCGUCCUGACCACAGCCCAGCUCAGCCUACACAUUUGGCAGCUGAGGAGGAAGCACACGUGGCCUCAAGAGACCCAGCCACUUCUAGAGGUGCUCCGCCCACCAGCAGAGGAUGCCUGCAGCUGCCAGUUCCCUGAGGAGGAGCGGGGGGAGCGGCUGGAGAAGGACGAGCGGGGGGAUCCGUGGGUGUGAGGCUGACCAUCCUCAGGAGAAGCUGCACCCCAAGCCAGACCCUCCCCAGGAGCUUGCCCAGGCUGACCCUUGGGAGCCAGGGCUCUGCUUUCCAUGUGUUCUGGGCCCGGCCCUGCUCCCCUCAACGGUGGAAGUGGGUACAGGAUGGUGACAGUGACAAGUUCCCUAGACUCUGCAGGAGGGUGGUGGCCAUGGCUGGCCCUGUGGGAGAGAUGGGCAGCCAUGACUGCCUUCCUCCCGGGCCAGCCCUGCUGGGGUGGGGUCUGUGGUCCCCCCACGGGUGUGCAGUGUCCAGCAGGGGAACCUGGCUGCAGGUGGUUUUCAAUAAACACUUGUUCAGUGACCUGA